GGCCGCUCCCGCCGCUGCCCGAGGGCUCCUCGUGUCCCGGGAGAAGGUCCGAGGGCCGCAGCCCGUCCCGCAGCCCUGGGCACGGUGCGCCGAGCUGUAGCGCACGCGUCUCGCCCGAAGAGCCUCCGCUGAUUCGGCUUCUCCAUCACUUUUCUCUCGGAGAAGGAAUGUAUGCGUGUGCCUCUCCGAAUUGAAAGAUAUUUAUGGAUUUAAAUCAAUGAGAUUAUUUGUAAAAUUACCCGUAAAAUCGGGUCUGACAUCUCCGGCUGAGUUGCACGACGCUGAAGUCGAGUCUAAUUUUUUUUUUUAUUUUUUUUUUUUUUUAAUUUUUUUAGAGCGACGCUUCAUUUCACCUUUUCUGGAAUGGAGAUUUCUUCUCACCAGUUUCACCUCUUGCAGCAACUAAAUGAGCAGCGCAGACAGGACUUGUUCUGUGACUGCAACAUCCUGGUCGAGGGAAAGGUCUUUAAAGCACAUCGCAAUGUGCUGUUUGCCAGCAGCGGCUACUUCAAAAUGCUCCUUUCGCAGAGCUCGAAGGAGACGAGCCAGCCGACGACAGCCACUUUCCAGGCAUUUUCUCCUGACACAUUUACAGUUAUUCUCGAUUUUGUGUAUUCAGGGAAACUGUCUCUCACUGGUCAGAAUGUGAUCGAAGUCAUGUCGGCUGCGAGCUACCUGCAGAUGACCGACGUUAUUAGCGUGUGUAAAACGUUCAUCAAGUCCUCGCUGGACAUCAGCGAGAAGGAGAAGGAUCGGUACUUCAGUCUGUCAGACAAAGACGUAAAUUCCAACGGCGUGGACCGAUCCUGCUUGUACGGUGCUGGCUGGCGGGCAGAAAGCAGCCCCCCGCAUUCACACCUAAGUCCAGACCAAGGGACAUGUAUGAUGGGUGGAAACGCUUGGAGCAAUUUCAGCUACUAUCCGACUUCGCAAAGAAAUGCCCAGCAGCAGCUGUCCAAACACGAGCAAAGGCAGGAUUCCGUAAAGAAAUCCCGGCACCUGGGACUGCAGCAACCUUCUGACAUUCCUCACUAUAAAUCAAGCAAACUGGAGGACAGGGCGGCCGAGCCCGCUGGCCACAUUGCUCAGUCUGAGGAGCAAGUUCCGAUUGAAACAGAAGUUGAAUCUCCUCACGUGGGAUACCAGUACGGCCAAGGGUCUGACGUGAUACCGAGGAGCUUGGCUGUGUCACAGCAGGAGCAUGAAUCACCCCGUUCUUCUAGUAAAUCCAAGUCUUCAAAAGCAGAUGAGCAGUACGCCAGCAUGCCCUCGAUUCUGGGCGUCAUGGGAAGCUGGACUGAAGAUGAUCUGCCCAGGAUGAGGUUCAAGUGCCCGUUCUGCACUCACGUGGUGAAAAGAAAAGCAGACCUAAAGCGUCACCUUCGCUGUCAUACAGGAGAGCGCCCUUACCCUUGCGAGGCGUGUGGGAAAAGAUUUAGCAGGCUAGAUCACCUAAGUAGCCAUUUUCGAACAAUCCAUCAGGCUUGUAAGCCUAUCUGCAGAAAGUGUAAACGCCACGUGACUGAGCUAACGGGACAAGUGGUCCAAGAGGGGACGCGACGUUACAGACUCUGUAAUGAGUGUUUGGCUGAAGCGGGCAUAGACAGUAUUCACAUUGACUUGGAGGCUGAAGCACCCCUUGAAUUUCCACAGGAUGGGGAUAAGGAUUCCCGGUGGCACUAUGGGGAAGACAACAGAUCUGAUGUGGAGAUUGUGGAGGAUGGGUCAACCGACUUGGUUAUUCAGCAAGUUGAUGACAGUGAGGAUGAAGCAGAUGAGAAGGAAGUAAAACCAAAUAUUAGGUAGUUGCAAGACAAGAAUUGGGAAUUCCGUGUCAGAGGGAGAAUGUACUGUCUUGACCAUAAGCCCUCCACCAGCCUGUUGUUAAUUGUACAGAGACACACUGGUUGCUCUUGAACGGGUCCAGGCUUGCAUGUAUUUAUGGACAUGCUGUUGAGUCCAUUCUGAGUUUUGUUAUCAGAAUACCCAUACUUUGCUUCACUAGAAAGGAUCCAUCCUUAAAUGAAAUAAUGGACGAACAAGGAAACCGGAGUUCUACGUGUUUAACUUUUCAUAGUAGACAAUGGGUCACUUCUCAAAACCUCUUUCAAGGGAGUGAGAUCUUAAUACGUUAUUAAAAAAAAAAACAAAACUCACACAGCACUGUAAAUUGCCCAUUUUUUAAACUUGUAGAGAUGUGGGGUUUAUAUGUAAUAUCAUCUGAUGAUCACCCCACACAUCAGAAUAUAAAGAAAACCUCUCUUCAGUAUUCAGAAACGAAGAUAAUCUUUCACGAAAUGUCGUGAAGUCUUCAUAUUAUGAUAAGGAAAAAAGGCAGCUAAUUAAGAAAAAAAAAUACCAAGAAUGUUUUAGCACAUUCGUCUGGAAAAGCACUUUCUUGUAAAAUUUAUUAGAAUAAGGAGAAUCUUUAGCAGAUCUUUCAUUCUAGACCUAUUUCUUUACAAGAAAGUAAACACAUGAAUGCUAGUCCUAGUCAACACACCCGAGAGAAAAUGAUUACAAAUACGGAUCACUAAUUGAUGCCAGUAGAUGUUUUUAUUCAUUCUGAUAAUUGGGAACUCAGACUGGGCUAUGUGUUUUUAGUAAAAUACUCUCUGUUUGUUUUUUUGUUGUUUGUUUUUUGUUUUGUUUUUUUUUUUAAACCUCUCAAAAGUGCCAGACCAACAGGACUGGUAGCCCUGCAUCCAACAGGGCUGUGGCAGUUCUCCAUGCCAACGUGAAGGAAACAAUCCUUACGAGGUUACUUUAGCUGUUGUUUUCUCUCGUUGUUCCCCGUUUUAUUUGCCGCUAACAGUGGCAGAACAAUUUGUACAGUAUACAUACUAUAUCAUUAGAAAUGGAACUGAUGAGAUCUUCCAUCUGAAACCAUUGACUACUCUCGUUCGUAUUGACCUGUACUCGAUUUAAACCGAUGGGUUUGAAGAUGGACUCAUUAUCAAUUUAUAUAUUCCCAAAGUCAUUUGCUCACCAAGUGAACAUCCUUUCACCUUGUCCAGUCUGUACUAUAUGCCAGUGAGAACAAGAUGUACGGGAAGUUCUAGACAUUUUAUUUGUGUAAUUUUACCUACAAUUAGAGUACAAGAGAUGACUAAUGGUGAAGAAAAUUUACUUCUUUAACAAAAUAAGCCACUUUGUUUUGUUACUUAGUGAGUUUAUCUUGGCCAGCACUGUAAGCAGGAGAGAAGUAUGCUCCGGAGGGGCAUUCACCCUGCAUUUUCUUAGUCAGACCUGAGUAUUACUACAGUAUUCAUCCUGUGAUCAUUGAACUCAAUGGCUAUAGGCUUAGAAAACUUUUUUUUUUUUUCUUUUUUUACAACUUUGUAAGCAUGUUUGGCUGAAACCCGGGAUUAAUUACAAAACAAUCCCAUAUAUAUAUACUAUAUAACCUAUUUCCCAGGGACAGCUAAAAAGACAUUAUUUUAUUUUUAUUUGUGUAAAAACUGUAUAGCCUUAUUAGUAUCAUCAUUACCAGAGAGUGCAGCAUUUUCAUUCCAGACUGCAGAUGGCCAGCCUACAGUUCUCUUAAAUGACAGCUCAAGUGCUUCCUACUGAGUUCACAGUGUAAGCAUUAAGGGCCCUGCCCCUCCGACCUGCCAGGCUGUCAAGAAGCAGCCUGCUGGUAUGUUCUAAAGAGGCAAGAAGGGGUAUUUUAUCAUUCCUGCAAAAAUUAUUGUCCAUUGGCUUAGACUUGGGGAGGGGGGUGGAAGGGGGGAACUUAAAAAACUUUCUGAUGACCCAUAUGAAACCAUCCAGGCAAGACUUACCCUUGCCUAGGUUUGAUGUUACACUUUGGUCAGGAGUCCGCAAAAAUGGAUUUGAUGUGAAAGUUUGCUGGUUGAUUUCUCGGAGCUUGUUACUCCUAAAAUGCAUAUUAUUAAAUGGCUGAGAAAUAUUCCUGAGCAACCUGAACUAAAUCAAAUGCAGAACAAAGAAAUACCUAAAAGAAUAUGGAAUGACUUUGAUCAAAUUUCAAGAGGAAAAUGCUUGCUGAAAUCAGUUUUAAUAGAUUUUUCCGUUUUUCCUUUACAUUAAAAAAUAUGCACAAUAAAUUCUAGGUAUCAGUGCCUGCUGUCCCAGAAUACAAA
Messenger RNA from Athene cunicularia (burrowing owl), 4106 nucleotides. RefSeq names its product zinc finger and BTB domain containing 8A (gene ZBTB8A). Gene Ontology annotation, biological process: regulation of transcription by RNA polymerase II. The coding region runs from base 364 to 1806 and encodes 480 amino acids. Gene Ontology annotation, molecular function: RNA polymerase II cis-regulatory region sequence-specific DNA binding; DNA-binding transcription factor activity, RNA polymerase II-specific; protein binding. The record is from RefSeq and is a predicted model, not a curated record. The transcript is spliced from 3 exons. NCBI's taxonomy places the organism in Eukaryota, Metazoa, Chordata, Aves, Strigiformes, Strigidae.